Messenger RNA from Linum trigynum, 2223 nucleotides. The record is from the annotation of a GenBank genome assembly. NCBI's taxonomy places the organism in Eukaryota, Viridiplantae, Streptophyta, Magnoliopsida, Malpighiales, Linaceae.
AUGGCUACCCCGCUUUCCUCUUCUCCUCCCGAUCCUUCUCCCUCCCCUCCCCAAGCUUCUUCCUCUCCUCCUUCUUCGUCGCCCGUCACCUCCACCAUCGCCGCCGCCGACGACGAUCAACAGCAAGACCUAUCUCAGCAACAACAGAAUCAAGCGGCAGCUGAAGAAAAAGAGUGCCUGUACAAGACCAAAACCGUACAGUUCUUGGGACGCACCACCUCAAUCGUCCUCCAAAACGACAAUGGACCUUGUCCUCUCCUUGGCAUCUGUAAUGUUCUGCUGUUAAGGAACAUCAUAAGUUUGAGCCCGGAUGUUGCUGACGUCUCACAAGAGAAAUUGCUUUCACUUGUUGCUGAACGGCUUAUUGAUUCCAACAGUAACAUAGAUAAUAAAGAUGCAGGUUUUGUGGAGAAUCAACAACAGAAUAUUGCAGAUGCAAUAGAUUUGCUUCCAAGACUUGCCACUGGAAUUGAUGUAAAUUUAAAAUUUAGGAGGAUAGAUGAUUUUGAGUUCACCCGAGAAUGUGCCAUAUUUGAUCUGCUUGACAUUCCUUUAUAUCAUGGUUGGAUUGUUGAUCCUCAGGAUGGAGAUACAGCUGAUGCCAUUGGGUCGAAAUCGUAUAAUACUCUUAUGGGGGACCUUGUUGCCCUUGAAACACAAAAGAUGGAGGAUGAUGAAAAUAAGAAUAACCCCGAAGGGGAUUCUGUGGAUUUUGCUGCUGCUGCAACUGCAGUUCUGGGUGUUCCUUCUCCAUCACUUUCAAAAACUAGAUCUUUUGAAGAAUCUCCUCGUUCAGACAUUGAGAAUAGCGAGUUGAAGAAAGGAGACCGAGAAGAAGAAGCUGAGCUACAGAGAGCUUUGAGAAUGUCUGAAACUAGCCCGCAAACUGCAGAUGGUGCCUCUCUUUUAACAGCUAAUGGUCAUACUGAGCUUGGAUCUGUUGAUCAAGGUGAAGCUCCAUUUUCCAAAGGAAGUUCUCCUGUAGAUAUUAUCAAGGAGCAUACUUUAACUGAUGCUAAUAAUGGUUCAUUUAGUAAUGGUCAUUGUGAGCCCAUAUCUGUAGAAAACCCCGGUGAGGAGAUCUUAUCUUCGCCUUUGAAGACUGAACAGACUAACCACAUUGAACAGUCUAGUUCUCCAAACUAUGGGGAAUCUGACUUGAGCAAUAGCACACCAUAUGUACAGGUCUCUAGUAAGGUUUUGAUUCAGCAGAAUGAUCUCAAGCCUGGUGUGGCAGAAGAUGGCGGGUCUGUAUCUGUGGGUGAAUUUGAUAUCCCUAUAAAGCAAGACCCUGCAGAUACAUCACACAGUGAGAAGGCCGAGACUCAAUUUGGUUCUAACCUUGACAUCCAUGGACAAGUAGACCUAAGUAGGCAUGGCUCUGAUGAGGUGUCACAUUUAUCUCCAUCAAGUCCUGCUACAGAAUCAUCCAGUGGGUUAGUGCAGAACAAGGAUGUAACUGAACCUUACUCCCCAAGCGUUGAUGGUAGUGAACCCAUAUACGAGGGUGAAGAAUGCAUAUUGGAUUCAGGAACUCCGAAGUUUGAUGAUGGGGAGCCUGUGUACGAGGGUGAGGUUAUUCUUGCUGAACAAGUUGAUAAAUCUGUGGGAUCCAAAGAUGGUAUCACUCCACAACAAGGAGAGCUAAUAAGGAGCUUUUUGAAGAACAAUGCCAGCCAGUUGACCUUUUACGGCCUUUUUUGCCUGCAAGAGGGUCUAAAGGAGCGUGAACUUUGUGUGUUUUUCCGAAAUAACCACUUCAGCACCAUGUUUAAGUUUAAAGGCGAGCUUUAUCUCCUAGCUACUGACCAAGGUUAUCUGAACCAGCCUGAUUUGGUGUGGGAAAAGCUCAAUGAGGUCAAUGGAGAUACAUUGUUUAUGACAUACAAUUUCAGGGAAUUCAAGGUGGAAAGUCACACUAACGACUCUUGGAAUGAGCAGAAUGCAAUGGCCAGCACUGCUGACUAUCUUGCAAACAUGGAUACAGCUGCACGGGAUGGUGACAUAAGUUCUGAUCUCCAACUGGCAAUCGCUCUGCAGCAACAGGAGUUUGAACAGCAAGAGCCACAACGCCACAACUCACAGCCACUGUCUUUGGGGGGAAGUGAAUCGGGACUCAUAACUGGUCCUCCGGCACCCAGAACCGGGGCCAGAACAGCAACACCAUCCAGGGUCGAGGUGAAAGCUAAGGAGAAGGACAAGUCGUCGUGUACCGUGAUGUGA